Xiphophorus maculatus (southern platyfish) is the source of this 1927-nucleotide messenger RNA. RefSeq lists its product as uncharacterized. The record is from RefSeq and is a predicted model, not a curated record. Lineage: Eukaryota; Metazoa; Chordata; Actinopteri; Cyprinodontiformes; Poeciliidae. The transcript is spliced from 11 exons. The coding region runs from base 478 to 1665 and encodes 395 amino acids.
UUUUCCAUCUUUCGUUUAGCCAGUGUGUCUGAGCGACAUCACAAACAGCUUUCAUUUCUCACAGCAGCAGAUCCCCGGCAUGUGCAGAGUCAAAUAAGCAAAGUGAGGAAGCAGCUCAGUCCUCUGCCACCUCUCAACAGGAAGGAACAGCUUCUGAACUGUGACUUGCCAAAACCUUACCACCUUUUAUCUUCAGUACCUCUUUAAGAGCCGCGACAUCUUUUGUUCUAAGGAGUCUACGGAAAUAUGCUCUGCAUGCCACUAGAAAGGGGGAACUAGUGCUCAUUCUCCUUAUGCCGCCCCUCCUCUUCUGAGGAACAAGAUCCCCUUCUAAACCCAACCUCCCCUAACCUCUCUACUUUUCAUGUUGUCUGCUUGGUUUUGUUUUGCCACAAACUGCUUGGAUGAGUGCAGGCGGUUCUCAGUGUGCGGACGGCUUGCUGAGACAGGACGUACAGCGUAAGGUCCUUGCUGGUCAUGGGAUGCUGCAGCGUGACUCAGAGGCAUACGGGAGUGGACGAAGUGGGUCCAGAUGAAAUUGAACUGCUGGAACUCUCUGGAGACAAUUUGGGAGUAUGGAGUCUGAGCGAAAACAGAGUUCAGCUGUCGGUGAGGAACAGCAGAGAUGAGCAGCAGCUGGCACCACAGCCGCCGUGUAAAGCCUCAGUGCGACACCUGGAGCAGGAGGUGGUGCUGUGGGGCAGGACCAGAGAUGAGCUCCACCACAGGAUUUACUCUCAGCAGCCGAUCAGGGGCUGGGAGGGCCAACCCGCUCAUGUUUACGGAGAGGUCAUCCACUCCUCUGUGGUGUCUCUCUGCAACAACUAUUCAGAGGAACAAAGUGAACGGUUCUUGUUGUUGUUCCCUUUUCACCUUUUAAUCCUCUCCCUGGAUCACUCCCAAGAAGACUUCAUUUACGAGGGUAUACUUCCUGUUUCUGGCUUGUCUGUUCGAGGCGUAUCCCUGCAGCUGGAUGCGUCACAUCCAACACACAUGUUUGAGAUCACCAGUGCAAUGGUGGACUCCAAGGUGUUUACAUGUGCCAGUGCAGGAGAGUCACAGAGAUGGAUUCAGCACAUAGAAGACCGGAGAUAUGAGUCCAUGAUGCAACCCAUGAGUCCCUCCCAGUGUGCUCUUUCUUAUCUUCUGCCCUGUGAUGAAAACUGGAAAAGAGAGGAGCUGAAGAAAUAUGUAAUGCAGGCCCCUAUAUGGAACUGGGAGGGCUCACCCAUACACCACAUGGGUCAGCCUGGACACACCUCCAUUGUUCACAUCAUCAACACUCAAAGACAGGGUCUCCAAGAAAGACUGAUGAUUCUCUUUCCUCAAGAUCUCCUGCUGCUUUCUGUGGACAGUAAGCGGCUGCAUAUAAAAUAUGAGGGCAGGUUGGCUAGACAGAGCAUCAAAGCAGUGGAGCGCUCAGCACUUCCUGGACGCUUAGAGUUUGAACUAAGAGGGGAGCUGCUGGAGACGCUGCAGGUCUCCUGCACCUGCGUGGAGGAUUAUCAGGCCUGGAUUUUUUAUCUGCAGCAGCCAGACAGAGACAGCCACAUUAUUAUGAGUCAGCCUCCUCCUCCCUUAGUGCCAAAGCUGCAGAGGAACAGGAAGGAGUCCCAGGAGCCGAUUUUAGCAGGCGACCAGUGUCACAUCAACGGCAGGAGCUGACCUGCAGGUCUCAGGAAAAUCUUUAACACUGGACUGUUCACUAUAAGUCCAAAUCAACUUUUAGAUAAAGUAUUUAUUUACUUGGAUGUUUGCCAGAAUAAGGGUGGAAAGUUCUUGUCCUAAUUUAGAUAUAAUUCGCUGAGUUGAUUAUUUGUAAGUACCGUAAAAGAAAGGUUUUACGGUACUAUUUCAUGUGUGAACAGACUGAAACCAGGUCAUGACCUGGUUUUAGAGGAGAGAUGGUAAAUAUAUAGAGCAGAAA